This is a messenger RNA of Ornithodoros turicata, 1086 nucleotides long. Its product is annotated as caspase-3-like. Bases 91 to 1011 code for a protein of 306 amino acids. The transcript has 7 exons. Gene Ontology annotation, biological process: proteolysis. NCBI's taxonomy places the organism in Eukaryota, Metazoa, Arthropoda, Arachnida, Ixodida, Argasidae. Gene Ontology annotation, molecular function: cysteine-type endopeptidase activity. The record is from RefSeq and is a predicted model, not a curated record.
GAGCUGUAUUCUACCAUAUUCCCACUAUCCCGUACAGCGCACGCCAGAAAGAUAAGGUACACCUCUCAAAGAGAAAGGUACACAGCGACAAUGUCGGUGAGCCAGGACGCUCUUCCUUACAAGGAACCCUCGGGGUCACUGCGUGCGUCAUAUUCGUCCAUAUCUACGCCGGUAUACACGGAAGGUACAGGGCGUAGCACAGGUUUGGAUGAGAGGUACGAAUUGAACAGCUUUGUACGAAACGAAAGAAAGAACACCUGUCUCAUCGUCAACAUUGAGGCGUUUGACACGCUUCCGUAUCGAAAUGGUGCCGCAGAAGACACGAAGAAAAUACACGCUUUGUUCGAUGAACUAGGAUUCACAUGCAUGUUGGUCACGGCAAACGGAGUCGUGAACUACGCAGACGUCCAGGAAGCCACAGGCAGACCUGGCAAUAGGCUUACGAGAAGGGACAUACACAAGGCAAUAAAAGAUGUAAAGGAAAAGAUUGACUCCGAAUCCGAUAUCUUUGCUUGUUGGAUCAUGAGUCAUGGUAAGAGAGGCCACAUAGUCGGCAGUGACAACGAAGAAGUAUACCUGGACGAAAUCCUGCAGGAAUUUACUGAAAAAGGCUGCGAGAAGCUCAAAGGGAAACCGAAAUUGUUCUUUGUUCAGGCCUGUCAGGCACCUGGUGAAGAUGAGGAGGACAACGAUAAAUGCUGGGACUACGACAUUACACCAUAUGCGGACUUUUUUGUGGGAUUCUCCACUCCUUCUGGAUAUGUAUCCUACCGAGAUACCAUAGAGGGAUCGUUCUACAUAAAAGCGAUGGACAAAGUUUUCAGGAGCUGUCUCGAGAGAUCCAGCAGUGUGGACUUCACCAGGGUAAUGACCCUGGUAGGAAACGACGUAGCCAUAAAUUUCAAAGCAACAAGGGAUGAUGAGCGGGUAGUUACGCAGAUGCCCUGCUAUGUGUCUUCACUCGUCAAGAGAAUUUUUCUUUCCAAGGCCGCGCCGCGUACAUCUCCUUAAGAUUUACGAAUACACUGUUGCCAAUAAAUUGGCACGUGAUGCUAAUUGAGAAUGAGACUCACGUGCAAACUUCUG